CCCUCACGCUUCAACUUUGCUCAUUACCGCUCGGUCCGUCACUCCCUUCCUCCUCCCUCUUUUUCUCCCCCCCUCUCCAAUCUCUCUUUCGCCGGCUCGACGCCAUUUUCUCUUUCGGCUUUCCGCCAUCUUCAGCAUGCCCGAAGCCCGCUCUCCGUCCAAGCGCCUGUCCUCGCUCUUCGCCUUCCUCCGCCCACGCAAGAGCAAGGACAAGAGCGACUCGGGCAGUUUCCGCUUCUCGGCCCGCAGCCGGACGACGACGCCCGCGCCGCCGUCCGUCGCCGAAAAGCCCCCCUCCCCCCUCUCUCCGUCCGCGACGUCGCUCGUCUCGCCCGCGACCCUCGCGCCCCCAACCCUCGCUAGUCCCGUCUACGACGCGUCCCACACCUCCUCCGCCACCAUGUCAAGAAUGAGCGGACUGAACGAGGUCGACGUCGCAAAGUUUCCUCUGCCCCCCGACGCCCUGCCCCCCUCCUCCUCCUCCUCUCCCUCCGCGACCUCGGCCACCGCCUCCCCCGCCGUAAAGGAAGAGAGACAGCGCGUCGUCACCCGCUCAGAGUCCACCCCCGUCUUCUCCCUCGACCACCACACGCUUGACCUCACCCUCUCCAACCCCGCCUCGCCCCGCGCCCCCGCCCCCCAUCCGCCUUCGCACCCUUCCUCCCCCCGCCCCAGCACCAGCUUGAAGCAGCCCGGGUUCCUGCGCCGCGCCAGCAUCGCCGGCCUGCGCCAAACCCCCAAGUCGCGCCCACAGAGCCUCCUCCCCCCUGCGCCUAUACCCCAAAUCGACCUCAAGUUUGACGUCGGCCGCAUGGACGUCGACUUUGCACAGGCCAAACAGAGCCGCUCGACCUCCACCCUGUAGCACGGUCCGCUCGC
Molecule: messenger RNA, 879 nt
Organism: Cutaneotrichosporon oleaginosum
Lineage: Eukaryota; Fungi; Basidiomycota; Tremellomycetes; Trichosporonales; Trichosporonaceae
Source: RefSeq, a predicted model, not a curated record